AUGCCUAUUCCAGCGUUCAACCGGACGACGGCCGUAUCACAAUGGACGUCCUUCAACACCACACAGGCACAAGUCAAGGGGAUCCCCAACUUCUUCUCCAGAUCCAUGUUCGGCAAUACCACCGAGCUUAAAUCUGCAGCGCAGUUUAUCGUAGUAUGGGCGGUGGUAGCAGUGAUCUUGAGGAUAUUUUCACGGCGAAGGCUGAAGACAAGGAUCGGUUGGGACGAUAUUUGCGCGAUGGCUGCCGUGUUCUUUUUAGUCACUAAUCAGAUGAUAUUCUCCAUGAUAGAGUUUCUUGGGAAAUCCAGCUUCGCCUUUGUUGGAAGGGCAGAUAAGGUGGAGGAGAUGAAAAGACUUUCGAAGAUUGUGAUAGGACUAAAGCUGAGCCUGGCAUACGAAGUUAUGUACCUGAUCAGUAUAUUUCUUGUCAAGUUCAGCAUGCUGUUUCUUUAUAACCGGUUUGCUCGGCAUACAACACAUAUCACUUUAUAUCUACGGGUCACCCAAGGGAUAUGUCUCCUCACUUUUGCAAUCUGCAUCCUGUCUCUUUUCCUCAGUUGUAUCCCAAUUAAUAUGUUCUGGAGCCUAAGCAACAAUAAUGAGCAGUGUACGAAAAGAACUUUACUUACAUUUACCUCCGGGAUCUCAAACAUUGUUACAAACACAUUAGUAUUAGCAGUUCCAGUCCCGCUGCUCGUCCGCGCAAAUCUCACUCUACGACAACGAAUCGGGGUAUCUGUCCUCUACUUUUUCGGAGCUUUCGUAAUCGUCGCCUCCGCUCUCCGCUUCACCACCCAGCUCCUCGACGUCUCAGUUCCCCAAGCCAUCGGCUGGUCCCAAAUCGAAGUCUCCCUCGCCAUAAUUCUAGCCUGCGCGCCCAUGUGCGUCAAGCUGCUCAUCACCCCAUUAAUCGAUGCUCGCGAGUUCGAAAAGGCCACAGACACCACGCAGUUUGUCGAAACGCCCACGUCCCUCACUGGGCGCAUGAUUUCAGAGAAAUCGCAGCACGUGUAUUACGAAAACCAAUUACGCAGGUCAUCGAAUAUGCGGCCUCACCAGCAGCAGGAUAUGUCCCGACUUGCGCCGUUUAUCAUGUCCGGGAAGCGUCUGUCCAACGACGGGAAGGUGGUGUCGUUGUUCUCCAGGUUCACAGGAAAGAUACCGAUGAUAGGCCGGCUGAACAUUGCGAUUGAGGAUAGUGAGGGCAGAAGUGAAUGGACAAUCCAUUUGGCGGGUCCGCCCAAUAUCGCCGGCAUCUCCCUCAAAGGUUGCACAACAAGCCGAGAAAUGGCCUCUGUAGAAUUUCAGCUACAUACAUGUAUGUUUUCAGGCAGUGGGGUAUUUGGCAAUUCGGUUAUUCAUUCUUAA
Messenger RNA from Morchella importuna, 1368 nucleotides. RefSeq lists its product as uncharacterized. Bases 1 to 1368 code for a protein of 455 amino acids. The transcript has 7 exons. Lineage: Eukaryota; Fungi; Ascomycota; Pezizomycetes; Pezizales; Morchellaceae. The record is from RefSeq and is a predicted model, not a curated record.